CGUCCUCCAUCCAUUCACACAAAUCGACACGGUUCGCCCAGUUGUACCUUUGCCGAGACGCGGUGGCAUGUUAGGUCCAAUGCUCGAGGCGCGCUGACCCUUUCUAUACAGAUUUUGCCGAACAUGUUUCGAUGUACCCGGAUUCACACCAAAGACAACACUUGCUCGACCAGGUGCGACGCUUGCAUGGGUGUGGACAGGCCGAUGCCAAACAUAUAACCGCGUGGUUUCAACGCUACCGUGCCACCGUAAGGAAGAAAUCAAUGCAAGAUGACGACAAUAUCCUAUUUACGAAUUUCACGUCGGAGCAACUCGAUAUACUGAGGCCGUUGCUGCGAAACAAUCCGUUCCCCAAGAAAGAAAUGAUCGACAUCUGGUCCGUGUGCAUCAAGGCAGAGCGCGAGCAAGUAAGCAAGUGGGUCUCAUACCAUCAAGCAAAAACCGCACCACUGCGAGGGACUUCGGAACAAUCCACGAGCGUGUCACCCACUGCACCACUUCCUCAUCUUCCCACACCUGCAAGAUCACUAUCACCUAUUCAUACUCGCGGCGUGUCAUUGCCAUCGAUUGCAACAAAGGAGGAGCCUUCCCCGACAAGUCCUUUAUGGCCAGCGCACACAGCACCCGUGUCCUACGCAAACUUGCCACAGCAUGCGACGGUGAAUACGGACGUGCUUGAUGAACUGAAUCCGCCAUUCAUGCGAAAGCCUUCUUCUGAUGGACCCAGACCUCCGCGUGAUGUUCCUGCAAGGAUACUAUCUCCAGUAAAGCAACUGGCAAAAGACAUAAAUCAUGGCAUCACAUCACAUCGUCCAGGCUCAUCGCGCAAGCCCUCUUCACAUGCAGAGUUCAAUGCCAUGUUCAAACCGUACGAGAAGAUGAUGACGCAGUUUAUUCAUAAUGUUGAGAGUGGAAAGUUGCAACAUUUGGGUUGGGAGCCUAGUUUGCACAAAGCAACAUGAAUGUAUCACCUUUGAUUGAACCCCUUGUAUCGUUAUUUCUGCAGUCAUCGCAUUCCUUGUGCAACCAUUUCGCUGUCCCUGUCAUUAUGUCGAUGUGACAUACUUAGUAGCAUAUGAAUCCUGUUCGGUAGAUGUAGGUUCAGCA
Suillus subaureus is the source of this 1107-nucleotide messenger RNA. RefSeq lists its product as uncharacterized. The coding region runs from base 132 to 962 and encodes 276 amino acids. Lineage: Eukaryota; Fungi; Basidiomycota; Agaricomycetes; Boletales; Suillaceae. Gene Ontology annotation, molecular function: DNA binding. The record is from RefSeq and is a predicted model, not a curated record. The transcript has 4 exons.